AUGGGAGAACCUAGUUCAUCGUGGUAUAACUCCAUGGCUGUGUCUACACUGGGAAGCGGUAAUCUUCGAGAAGCAUUGAAACUGCCACCGGGAGAAGACAAAAACGAGUGGCUCGCAGUGAAUAUCAUCGAUCUAGUAAACCAAGUUCGAAUGGUUUUUGGAGUGCUCUGCGAGGCUGAAUGCACCGAUAUAAAAUGUCCGUCGAUGACAGCACAUGGGAGACAGUACACAUGGACCAGUGACGAGACUGUCCUGAACACAAGUGCUCCUCAAUACAUCGACCUCUCACUAACUUCUUGUCAACUCAACAUAGAUGACGAGAACGUAUUUCCUUCCGAGAUUGGCAAACAAUUUCCUGCAAACUUCGAAGAACGAUGUCAGACGAUCAUGAGGCGUCUGUUCCGAAUUUAUGCUCAUGUAUACUUUGCCCAUGUCAGCCAUUUCAAGGAAAUCAAGGCGCUGCCUCAUCUGAACACUUCUUUCAAGCAAUUUGUACUUUUCGCGAAUCAAUUCCAUCUUCUGAACAAGGAGGAAACGGAACCACUACGGGAAAUCAUCGAAAACCUUGUCUCAUUCAGCUGA
Messenger RNA from Caenorhabditis briggsae, 582 nucleotides. Gene Ontology annotation, biological process: positive regulation of protein phosphorylation; hippo signaling. The record is from RefSeq and is a predicted model, not a curated record. NCBI's taxonomy places the organism in Eukaryota, Metazoa, Nematoda, Chromadorea, Rhabditida, Rhabditidae. Gene Ontology annotation, cellular component: nucleus; cytoplasm. The transcript has 3 exons. Gene Ontology annotation, molecular function: protein kinase activator activity. Bases 1 to 582 code for a protein of 193 amino acids.